Gopherus evgoodei (Goodes thornscrub tortoise) is the source of this 1425-nucleotide messenger RNA. RefSeq names its product MFS-type transporter SLC18B1-like. The record is from RefSeq and is a predicted model, not a curated record. Gene Ontology annotation, molecular function: transmembrane transporter activity. Lineage: Eukaryota; Metazoa; Chordata; Testudines; Testudinidae. Bases 1 to 1425 code for a protein of 474 amino acids. Gene Ontology annotation, biological process: transmembrane transport. The transcript has 15 exons.
AUGGGUAGCCAGGAAGCAGGGACCCAGGAGACUUUGCAAACCCCAGUUCUAGAGAAUGGCAGACCAGAAGUUCCCAGUGAUGAGUCAAGCAGAUUUACCAAAGAUCAGCUCUUCACAAUGGCCGCAACAGCUUGUUUAAACUUCAGUUCAAUGAUUUGCUAUUCGAUCCUGGGGCCCUUUUUUCCAAGAGAGGCAGAGAAAAAGGGUGCCAGUGAUACAGUUGUUGGACUGAUUUUUGGAUGCUUUGCCUUAUCUAAUUUCUUGACUUCUUUAAUAUUAGGAAAUUAUCUUGUACAAAUUGGAGCCAAAUUCAUGUUUGUGGCUGGGAUGUUUGUCUCAGGAUGUGUUACAAUUCUGUUUGGUAUGUUGGAUAGAGCACCUGAUGGACCAAUAUUCAUUGGUUUAUGUUUUCUGGUUAGAGCGAUGGAUGCCAUAGGCUUUGCUGCAGCAGUGACAGCUUCGUUUUCUAUUCUUGCAAAGGCUUUUCCCAAUAAUAUAGCUACAGUAAUGGGUAGUCUUGAAACAUUUACAGGGCUUGGACUGGUGCUGGGCCCACCUAUAGGUGGCUUUUUGUUCCAGUCCUUUGGCUAUGAAGUCCCUUUCAUAGUACUAGGAUGCAUAGUGCUGAUCCUGGUGCCUCUGAACAUGUACCUCUUACCAAAAUACGAUGCAAUCGCUACCAAGGAAUCCUUCUGGAUGCUCGUUACUCUGCCAAAAGUUGUAUUUCUCUGUUUUACUAGAUUUUCACUAAGUGCAUGUUUAGGCUUUCUGGAUCCCACUAUGUCACUGUUUGUUUCAGAGAAGUUCAAAUUACCAGCUGGUUAUGUGGGUUUAGUAUUUCUAGCUUUGGCACUCUCCUACUCCCUGUCUUCACCAUUACUUGGGCUUCUAAGUGAUAAAAUGCCACGUCUAAGGAAAUGGUUGUUGGUCUUUGGAGGCUUACUGACAGCACUGUCGUUUUUCCUGUUAGGACCUGCUCCCAUCUUGCACAUUGAAAGCAAACUCUGGAUGUUUGUCCUAAUGCUGGUUUUAUAUGGCUUUUCUUUUGGGAUGUCUUGUAUUCCACUGUUUCCUGAGAUGCUAAGUUGUGCUUAUGAGAAUGGAUUCGAGCAGGGGUUAAGUGCAUUAGGACUGGUGUCUGGGCUCUGUGGUGCAAUGUGGUCACUUGGAGGUUUUGUAGGACCAACAUUAGGUGGAUUCCUAAAUGAGAGGCUGGGGUUUGAAUGGGCUGCCACCAUACAAGGAGGAUGGGCGUUAUUAAGUGGACUAGCUAUUGGAAUAUUCUAUAUCCUAGAGGCCUCACGAAGAAGAUCCAGCCUGCAGACUCCUCCAGGCACAAAUGAAGAAAGAAUUCACCUUUUGGCUAGGAAGAUGAUGGUUAAAAAUAUCAAACUGAUAAUACAAGAUGGUCAAAGGGAAUUUUGA